Molecule: messenger RNA, 1465 nt
Organism: Thalassophryne amazonica
Lineage: Eukaryota; Metazoa; Chordata; Actinopteri; Batrachoidiformes; Batrachoididae
Gene: desmb
Product: desmin b
Exons: 9
Coding region: 23-1438 (471 amino acids)
Biological process (GO): skeletal muscle organ development
Cellular component (GO): intermediate filament; Z disc; cell-cell junction
Source: RefSeq, a predicted model, not a curated record
UGCUGCACCAGACUGCUCCAGCAUGGCCUCCUACAGCUCCUCUGCCCACACCACCUCCUCCUACCGCCGCAACUUCGGCCACGGCACCUACGCCUCGCCCUCCCUCAACCGCUCCCUACUGGGCCACAGCGGCGGCGCCGGCAGUCACGUCAGCUCCAGGGUGUAUGAAAUGACCCGGACCAGCUCGGCACCAGCCUACCGAGUCUCCUCAGGCUACCAUGGCAGGCCACUGGUGACAUCACGGGCAUCUGUUGGCCGCUCCUACACCGGCAUGGGUGAAACGCUGGACUUCAGCCUGGCAGACGCCCUCAACCAGGAGUUCCUCACGACUCGGACCAAUGAGAAGGCGGAGCUUCAGCACCUGAAUGACCGCUUUGCCAGCUACAUUGAGAAGGUGCGUUUCCUGGAGCAGCAGAACCAGGCCCUGACGGUGGAGGUGGAGCGACUGCGCGGCCGUGAGCCAACGCGCAUCGCGGAUCUCUACGAGGAGGAGAUGAGCGAGCUGAGGAGGCAGGUGGACAUCCUGACCAAUCAGAGGUCAAGGGUGGAGGUGGAGAGGGACAACCUGGCCGAUGACCUGGACAAGCUUAAACUCAGACUCCAGGAAGAGAUUCUUCAGAAAGAGGAAGCAGAGAAUAACUUGGCUGCGUUCAGAGCGGAUGUCGACGCCGCCACGCUGGCUCGCCUGGACUUGGAACGACGUAUCGAGACCCUGCAGGAGGAGAUUGCCUUCCUGAAGAAGAUCCAUGAAGAGGAGAUCCGUGAACUACAGGCUCAAAUGCAGGAGACUCAGGUCCAGAUCCAGAUGGACAUGUCCAAACCAGAUCUGACAGCAGCGCUGCGAGACAUCAGAGCCCAGUACGAAGGCAUCGCCGCCAAGAACAUCGCAGACGCUGAAGACUGGUACAAGUCAAAGGUGUCUGACCUGAACCAAGCAGUGAGUAAAAACAACGAGGCGCUGAAGCAGGCCCGGCAGGAGACCAUGGAGUUCCGACACCAGAUCCAGGCGUACACCUGCGAGAUCGACUCCCUCAAAGGAACCAACGAGUCACUGAUGAGGCAGAUGCGGGACAUGGAGGACCGGCACGGUCGUGAUGCCGGCGGCUACCACGACACCAUCGCCCGGCUGGAGGCGGAGAUCGCCAACAUGAAAGACGAGAUGGCGCGUCACCUCCGCGAGUACCAGGACCUGCUCAAUGUCAAGAUGGCGCUGGAUGUGGAGAUCACCACCUACAGGAAAUUGCUGGAAGGAGAGGAGAGCAGGAUUGCCUUACCUGUGCACAGCUACUCCAGCCUGAGUUUCCGAGAAACCAGCCCAGAGCAGCAGCAGCGCUCCUCUGAGACACAUUCAAAGAAAACUGUCCUCAUCAAGACCAUCGAGACCCGAGACGGAGAGGUGGUCAGCGAGUCGACGCAGCACCAGGAGGACGUCAUGUAACUGAAGAAGACAAGAAAAACCCAAAAC